Molecule: messenger RNA, 3617 nt
Organism: Filobasidium floriforme
Lineage: Eukaryota; Fungi; Basidiomycota; Tremellomycetes; Filobasidiales; Filobasidiaceae
Product: putative mitochondrion protein
Exons: 8
Coding region: 56-3562 (1168 amino acids)
Cellular component (GO): mitochondrion
Source: RefSeq, a predicted model, not a curated record
UGAAGAGCAAUCUUUAGACCUACAAAACUCGAUCACAUCUUGACGUCUUCGAGCCAUGAGCUUCAGGCUAUCGGCGUGUCGCGGCGUGCUGCCGCCCAGGGCUCAGCUACCAUGCUGCUCGCCUCGAGUCUUCAAGCUAUCACGGCCUAGCCGAAUCAAUCAACGGUCACUCGCCACGUCGAGUAAUAGUACGGACAGCCCGUCAUCUUCGGACGGUACAUCGCAAAAGCAAGAACCCGGCGAGAUUGCAGCUCGGCAGGAAGAGCUCACGGGAUCCGCAAAGCUGAUGGCUGAGGCCCUGGUAGAGGAGGAGACUAUGAAGGCCAAAGAGCACUGGAGAGAGCUCAGGGAGAAGGAAGCAGAGAGCGCGCCAGUAUGGACAGGAGAAGAAUCGCAAAAAGACGCCGUGUUGCGUAUGCUCGUCGACUCGCCUGCCAAUCGCCCAUUACGCUCGGAACUGGUGCAAUCUGCCGAAGAAAAGAUCAAACAAGCUCUCAAAAAGGUCGAUCUUUCACCCCGUGUCAUUCCCACAUCUACCGAAUCGACCUCGACCACAAGCGGUCUUUUCGGCUCUCAACCUGGAACCCCCGAAGAAUCCGCACGUCAAUUUAGACCGCUAUCAGAAGCCAUCCUCGCCGAACGCGAUAUUCCUCCCGAGGACUUCAAACCCUGGAUGGCUCGAUACGUCGCCCGCGACUCUCCUGGCGUCUCUCCUUCCGUCCUGUACGGUAAAUUCCUGCCUUCCAGCGCCAAACAAUCCUCCACCCGACAGACUUCGCAAAUGUCGCUCCUUGAUAAACCAGCGGGAUUUAACCCGAAUGAUCCCAAACAUCGAAAAGCCUGGAAAGAGAUGAAACAGACGGAAAAGCUCGUCGGAAGGGUAGAGGGAGCGAGGGAGGGAGCUUUGGAUUAUAGGGUAGGGGGGAAACAGGGCACAGAGAGUCAUGGGCGUGUGCAAGGGUUGUCGUCGUUGAGAGCUUGGGAAGGUCUUGUAGAGGAACGGAUACAGCAAGCUCAACAGGCUGGAUGGUUCAAAAACGUUCCUGGGCGGGGCAAACCUAUGAAGGAGGAUCCUGAUCUUUUGCAUAUGGAUCGUACCGAGUUUCAUCUGAACCGGAUCAUGAAAAGGCAGGGAGCUAAGCCACCAUGGAUCGAACUGCAAAAUGAGCUCGACGCGGCCCACGCCAGUUUCCGAUCCACCCUACUGGAAUCGUACUCUCGAGCCGUUGUACGGAGUUUGGUGACGUCACCAUAUCACGACAACGCUUCCCUUAGUGCUCUGACUGUCGAGGACAUCUCAAAGCUCCGGGAUUCCCGAUGGCAGGCGAGGGAACAGGCAUAUCACGCAGAGCACAUAAAGAGCCUGAACAAUAUCGUCCGACGGAUGAAUGCCCAGGCUCCACAGGUCGCUCGGAGAGGUCUCGUGGUCCUGCAAAACGAACUUGAUCUCUUGUAUCAAGACGCCGCCCCGAUCAUCCACGCGGAGUUGGUUAAGCGUCGGAAUGCCGACUGGGACAAGAAGAAAGCAGGGGGCGACUUUCGAUACGGAUCAGAAGACAACAGCGGGAAUGGCAACGGGGCCUUCUCAGGUGCCUGGCAAUUGUCUACCGGAAAGGUCGGCUUGGUCUUCGUUGCUAUGGGGGGAUUGACCUAUAUCGUCCAGCAAACCGUUUCUACCAAUGGCAAAGGCUCGAACUCGUCUCAGGGUUCUCGAGGAGAUCAGUACGGCAACCGUGGGAACCAUGGUGGAUCCUCGGUAGUGGCUUCGUCUCCGACCGAGGAAGAAGUCGGGUUUAGCCCCAUUCGCAUCAUCAAGGUGUAUAUACUGGAACCCAUCUCCACCUUCUUCCGGUUCCUGCGGUUGGCCAUGCUGUUUGGACCGGUCAUUUUGACCGCCCCGAUGCUGCUAGUCGGUACGCCGGCGGCAUCCAAGAGACGACGAGCCGGCGUUGUCGUCGACGAAGGCGAGCGCUGGGGAGCCGUCUGGUGGUUCGGGUUUCUGGUUAGACAGAUGGAAAAGGCGGGACCUACUUUCAUCAAGCUUGGACAAUGGGCGGCAUCUCGAGCCGACCUUUUCCCGGCUUCGUUAUGCGAAUUGAUGGGCAAGUUACACUCAAAUGGACACCCUCAUGCUCUUUCAUACACCAAGAAGGUGCUGGAGGAGGCUUUUCAGGAGUCGUUCGACGAUAUCUUUGACGAGUUUGAGGAGGAACCUAUUGGAUGUGGAGCGAUCGCGCAAGUCUACCGUGCCAAGCUGAAUAGCAAGCUGCUACCGGAAUCUUUCAUGGCAAAGAGGACUAAACAAUCUACAAAGGACGGUGUACCUAUCGAAGAAGUCGUCAAUACUUCAGUAGCCGUCAAGGUGGUACAUCCACGUGUCGAGCAGAAUAUCCGGCGAGAUCUUGCCAUCAUGAGCUUGUUUGCCAAUGUGCUCAACCUCUUCCCAGGAAUGGAGUGGUUGUCUCUACCGGAAGAAGUCGACGUAUUCGGUGACAUGAUGAACAUGCAACUCGAUUUGCGGGUCGAAGCCAACAAUCUCGAGCGGUUCAUCAACAACUUUGAACACCGUGGACCUGGCAUCAGUUUCCCUCGACCGAUCAGGACGAAGGGCGAAUAUACCGGCGAUGCUGCCCGAAAGGUCCUCGUCGAAGAAUACGAGGAUGCGCUACCCCUCAAGUAUUUCCUUGUUAAUGGCGGCGGCCAGUAUGACGCCGCGAUCGCAAAUUCUGGGUUGGACGCGUUCCUUAACAUGCUGUUGCUAGACAACUGGACGCAUGGGGAUCUUCAUCCCGGGAAUAUCAUGAUCCGUUUCUACAAAGCAACUACAAAGGACUUCUUUCAGCAUCUCGCCUCUCAAUUCUUCUCUACACCAGAGCCAGCAGACCCUAUCUUAUCCACCGAGACGGCCAGUAUCGUCAAGCGACUUCGAGCCGUGCACAACGAUCCCGAGCAAUGGGUGGCCGAGUUGGACAGAUUAGCAGCCGAGGGGUACGAACCCGAAUUGAUCUUUAUCGAUGCUGGACUAGUCACUACUCUAGACCCGACAAAUCGACGAAAUUUCCUCGACCUGUUCCAGGCUAUUGCUGAAUUCGACGGAUACAAGGCGGGACACCUCAUGGUGGAACGAUGUCGAAAUCCAGAAUUGGUUAUCGAUGCAGAAACCUUUGCGUUGAAGAUUCAGCACCUGGUCCUCCGGGUCAAGUCGACGACUUUCUCGCUCGCCGCCAUCAAAAUUUCCGAUAUCUUGACAGACGUGCUCAAGAACGUCCGGGAUCAUCACGUCAAGCUUGAAGGGGACUUUGUGAACACUGUCAUCUCUAUCCUUUUGCUCGAGGGUAUUGGUCGGCGUCUGAAGGAUGAUUUGGACCUUUUGAAGAGUGCUCUCCCGAUUCUGCGUCAACUCGGUCGGCAGAUGGGCACCAAGGAAGCGAUCGCGCAGGUCCCCAAGGGCAAUAUCUGGGCAAUGGCAAAGAUCUGGGUAUACCUUGAAGCCCGAGAAAUCGCUGGCUCAAGUACCGUCACAAAUAUCGACGAUUGGGUCAAGUUUUCCGGCUUUGACUGAAGCAUAUAGUACCACCGCCGCAUAUCCCGACUGUAGCAACACCUUUCCGCCGUUU